Messenger RNA from Mesoplodon densirostris (Blainville's beaked whale), 5422 nucleotides. RefSeq names its product cell division cycle and apoptosis regulator 1 (gene CCAR1). The transcript is spliced from 25 exons. Gene Ontology annotation, cellular component: nucleus. Gene Ontology annotation, biological process: regulation of DNA-templated transcription. The record is from RefSeq and is a predicted model, not a curated record. Bases 240 to 3692 code for a protein of 1150 amino acids. Lineage: Eukaryota; Metazoa; Chordata; Mammalia; Artiodactyla; Ziphiidae.
CGCAUGCGCGUAAGGCUGACGGGUUUGAAAUGGCUUCGGUGUUAGCCGGGACCGGGUUCAGGUGAAGGUCUGGUCCUCGCGGUUGGAGCGGCCGGCGGCUGAGCCGGGGUUCUUAACGUCCAGUCGGAUCCGCGGAAGAGCUCGGGGCGACCGUUUUGGUAGCACGGCAUCCGUAGGCCGGCGACGAUCGCUGCUAUAGAAGACAAACAAGUGAAGGUUUUCUCCCUCCCCCUUUUAUCAUGGCUCAGUUUGGAGGACAGAAGAAUCCGCCAUGGGCUACUCAGUUUACAGCCACUGCGGUAUCUCAGCCAGCCGCAUUGGGUGUUCAGCAGCCAUCACUCCUUGGAGCAUCUCCUACCAUUUACACACAGCAAACUGCAUUGGCAGCAGCAGGCCUUACUACACAAACCCCAGCAAACUAUCAGUUAACUCAAACUGCAGCAUUGCAGCAACAAGCCGCAGCUGCAGCAGCAGCAUUGCAACAGCAAUAUUCACAACCUCAGCAAGCCUUGUAUAGUGUGCAACAACAGUUGCAGCAACCUCAGCAGACCCUGUUAACCCAGCCGGCUGUCGGACUGCCUACAAGCCUUAGCUUGUCAACUCCUCAACCAGCAGCUCAGAUAACUGUAUCAUAUCCAACACCAAGGUCCAGUCAGCAACAGACACAACCUCAGAAACAGCGUGUUUUUACCGGGGUGGUUACAAAACUACACGAUACAUUUGGAUUUGUGGAUGAAGAUGUAUUCUUUCAGCUUAGUGCUGUCAAAGGGAAAACCCCCCAAGUGGGUGACAGAGUAUUGGUUGAAGCUACAUAUAAUCCCAAUAUGCCUUUUAAAUGGAAUGCACAAAGAAUUCAAACACUACCAAAUCAGAAUCAGUCACAAACCCAACCUUUACUGAAGACUCCUCCUGCAGUACUUCAGCCAAUUGCACCACAGACGACAUUCGGUGUUCAGGCUCAGCCCCAGCCCCAGUCACUGCUGCAGGCACAGAUUUCAGCAGCCUCUAUUACGCCACUAUUGCAGACGCAGCCCCAGCCUUUAUUACAGCAGCCACAGCAGAAAGCUGGUUUAUUGCAACCUCCUGUCCGUAUAGUUUCACAGCCACAACCAGCACGAAGAUUAGAUCCACCAUCCAGAUUUUCAGGAAGAAAUGACAGAGGGGAUCAAGUGCCCAACAGAAAAGAUGACCGAAGUCGUGAAAGGGAGAGAGAAAGACGUAGAUCCAGAGAAAGAUCUCCUCAGAGAAAACGUUCCCGGGAGAGAUCUCCUCGAAGAGAGAGAGAACGGUCACCUCGGAGAGUUCGACGUGUUGUUCCACGUUACACAGUUCAGUUUUCAAAGUUUUCUUUAGAUUGUCCUAGUUGUGACAUGAUGGAACUAAGGCGCCGUUAUCAGAAUUUAUAUAUACCUAGUGACUUUUUUGAUGCUCAGUUUACGUGGGUGGAUGCUUUCCCUUUGUCAAGACCAUUUCAGCUGGGAAAUUACUGCAAUUUUUAUGUAAUGCACAGAGAAGUAGAGUCCUUAGAGAAAAAUAUGGCCAUUCUUGAUCCACCAGAUGCUGAUCACUUAUACAGUGCAAAGGUAAUGCUGAUGGCUAGCCCUAGUAUGGAAGAUUUGUAUCAUAAGUCAUGUGCUCUUGCUGAAGACCCACAAGAACUUCGAGAUGGAUUUCAGCAUCCUGCUAGACUUGUUAAGUUUUUAGUGGGCAUGAAAGGCAAGGAUGAAGCCAUGGCCAUUGGAGGCCACUGGUCUCCUUCGUUGGAUGGACCAGACCCAGAAAAAGACCCCUCUGUGUUGAUUAAGACUGCUAUUCGUUGUUGUAAGGCUCUGACAGGCAUUGAUCUAAGUGUAUGCACACAAUGGUACCGUUUUGCAGAGAUUCGCUACCAUCGCCCUGAGGAGACCCACAAGGGGCGUACAGUUCCAGCUCAUGUGGAGACAGUGGUUUUAUUUUUCCCGGAUGUUUGGCAUUGCCUUCCCACCCGCUCAGAGUGGGAAACCCUCUCCCGAGGAUACAAGCAGCAGCUGGUCGAGAAGCUUCAGGGUGAACGCAAGGAGGCUGAUGGAGAACAGGAUGAAGAAGAGAAGGAUGAUGGUGAAGCUAAAGAAAUUUCCACUCCUACCCAUUGGUCUAAACUUGAUCCGAAGACAAUGAAGGUAAAUGAUCUCCGAAAAGAAUUAGAAAGUCGAGCUCUUAGUUCCAAAGGGUUAAAAUCCCAGUUAAUAGCCCGAUUGACAAAACAGCUUAAAGUAGAAGAGCAAAAAGAAGAACAAAAGGAAUUAGAGAAAUCUGAGAAAGAAGAGGAAGAGGAGGAUGAUAGGAAAUCUGAAGAUGAUAAAGAGGAAGAAGAAAGAAAACGUCAAGAGGAACUAGAACGCCAGCGUCGGGAAAGAAGAUAUAUUUUGCCUGAUGAGCCAGCUAUUGUUGUACAUCCAAACUGGGCUGCAAAAAGUGGCAAGUUUGAUUGUAGCAUCAUGUCUUUGAGUGUUCUUUUGGACUACAGAUUAGAGGAUAAUAAAGAACAUUCAUUUGAGGUUUCAUUAUUUGCAGAGCUUUUCAAUGAAAUGCUUCAAAGAGAUUUUGGCGUCAGAAUAUACAAAUCAUUAUUGUCUCUUCCUGAGAAAGAGGAUAAAAAAGAAAAGGAAAAGAAAAGCAAAAAAGAUGAGAGAAAAGAUAAAAAAGAAGAAAGAGAUGAUGAAACUGAUGAGCCAAAACCCAAAAGGAGAAAAUCAGGCGAUGAUAAAGAUAAAAAAGAAGAUAGAGAUGAAAGGAAGAAAGAAGAUAAAAGAAAAGAUGAUUCUAAAGAUGAUGAUGAAACUGAAGAAGAUAAUAAUCAAGAUGAAUAUGAUCCAAUGGAGGCGGAAGAAGCUGAGGAUGAAGAAGAUGAUCGGGAUGAGGAAGAAAUAAACAAACGAGAUGACAAAAGAGAUAUUAAUAGAUACUGCAAGGAGAGGCCCUCUAAAGAUAAGGAAAAAGAAAAGAUUCAGAUGAUCACAAUUAACAGAGAUCUAUUAAUGGCAUUUGUUUAUUUUGAUCAAAGCCAUUGUGGUUACCUUCUUGAAAAGGAUUUGGAAGAAAUACUUUAUACUCUUGGACUACAUCUUUCUCGGGCUCAGGUAAAGAAGCUUCUUAAUAAAGUAGUACUCCGUGAAUCUUGCUUUUACCGAAAAUUAACAGACACCUCAAAAGAUGAAGAAAACCAUGAAGAAUCUGAAGCAUUGCAGGAAGAUAUGCUAGGAAACAGAUUGUUACUUCCAACACCGAUAGUAAAACAGGAAUCAAAGGAUAUGGAAGAAAAUGUUGGCCUUAUUGUGUAUAAUGGUGCAAUGGUCGAUGUAGGAAGCCUCUUGCAAAAAUUGGAAAAGAGUGAAAAAGUACGAGCUGAAGUGGAACAGAAGCUGCAGUUACUAGAAGAAAAGACAGAUGAAGAUGAAAAAACCAUAUUAAAUUUGGAGAAUUCCAACAAAAACCUCUCUGGUGAACUCAGAGAAGUUAAAAAGGACCUUAGUCAGUUACAAGAAAACUUAAAGAUUUCAGAAAACAUGAAUUUGCAAUUUGAAAACCAGCUGAAUAAGACAAUCAGAAACUUAUCCACAGUAAUGGAUGAGAUCCACACUGUUCUUAAGAAGGAUAAUGUGAAGCAUGAAGAUAAAGAUCAGAAAUCCAAGGAGAAUGGUACAAGUGUAUGAUAAAAUACAUGUAGUGAUGAAGAAUGGUGAUAAUUAAUGUAAUAUAUAAAAUCAUGAUACAAGAAUGUUUGAAAGUGAUGCAUGUUUGAUUUUAGUAGUAUAAAUAUCUGUUAGUUCAAAUGAUGUAUAAAGUUUUAUGAAUGUGAGUCUUUGCUUUUGAAAAUUGCUUGUAAUUCCUGGCAUCCAAAUUAUUAAACACUCCUUGAGUGAAAUAAUUUUGCAUUGCAAAAUGUUUUAGGAUGAACUUUGUUAUAGUUUUAACCCCAAUAAAGUUCAUCAGUUUAAUUGACGGUAGUGUUUAAUUACAAAUGUCUUUUAUUAAAAACGUAGACAGUUGUAAUUUUAGUUAUAGAAUUAUCAUUACUAGUUUUUUUUUUUAAAAAUUUAGCCUUUUAAAAUUUCAGUAUGGGGCUUCCCUGGUGGUGCAGUGGUUAAGAAUCCGCCUGCCAAUGCAGGAGAGAGAGGUUUGAGCCCUGGUCCGGGAAGAUCCCACAGGCCACAGAGCAACUAAGCCAGUGUGCCACAACUACUGAGCCUGCAGUCUAGAGCCUGCGAGCCAGAACUACUGAAGCCCGCGUGCCUAGAGCCCAUGCUCAGCAACAAGAGAAGCCACCACAAUGAGAAGCACACGCACUGCAACAAAGAAUAGACCCCGCUCAACGCAACUAGAGAGCCCACGGGCAGCAAUGAAGACACAAUGCAGGCAAAAAUAAAUUAAAAAAAAAAUUUCACUAUGAAUCAUAAAAUAGGAUUCUGCUUAAAUUUUGCAAGUUUUUUGGACCACACUUUUUUUUUUUACUUGUCCUAAAAUCCUCUCCAAUUUUCAGUCUCUAAAAACAUUUAUUAAAAAUUUAACUCAUCCAAACGACAGUACAUCAAAAACUAAGAAAAUAAUUGUUAAUUGCCAUUGUUACUAUAUAUGUUAGGCUUUACAUAAAACACAUAGUUUUGAUGUUAAUGUUAACUGCUUUCAAUUAACUGUUCUAGUUUCCCAGAAUAGCACCUAUAUUACUUUUAAUUUUGAGGGUUUUUUUUUUUUAAAUGCAGUAUAUGUCAAAUGUACGGUCUAGUACGAAGCCAGUAGAUGUCAGUAUGAUGCCUUAAGUUAAGCCUUCCUUAAUUAAAAAUAGUUUGUUUUAUUAGUCUGUGUACUUCCUUCAGAAUUUUAGGUACAUAAUAGUUUAUUAACUAUUGAGUGAAAAGGUAGGAAAUGUGACAUACUCUAAAGCAGUGGUUCUCAACAGGGGGUGCCUUAGCCCCCAGAAGACGUUUAGCAGUGUCUGGAGCCAUCUGUACGCGUCCCACCAAGGGGAAUGCCACUGGAGUGUAGGUGGUCGAGGCCAAGGACUUGGCUGAGUCACCUGCUUUGCAUGGGACGGCGCAACAAAGGGUUGCCCAGCCCCGUAUGUCAGUAGUGCCCCGCUGGAAAAACUCUGGUCUAAAGGAGUGUAGGGUUAAAAACAACAUGCCUUUGAAAUAACACUAGUGGAAGCUGAAUUGCAUCUGUAGCAAAUAUCAGGUUUUCUGUAUGUAAAUAACCCUCCCUGGAACGUUUCACUGUCAGAGAAUUAUAUAGUAUAUUAGGGGUUUUAUAUUUUAUUUUGCUAGAAUAAUGAUUUGGUGUUCCAAACGGGUUAAUAUGAGAAUGUAAGUGCCCUGUUACAUGUAUCUUAAGCUGAAUGGAAUCCAUGUAGCUCUUACUAAGGAACAGAUUAAAAUACCUAAAAUUC